AUGUCCAUCUUCCCCAGCCAAGAUCGCUUCUUGAUGCAUCACUAUGUCCAUACAGUAGUGAACAUAUUCUGUGUCAUCGACAAUGCCAAGAGUCCCUGGAAAACGAUUCACAUUCCCAGAGCCAUCCAGGGUAUCGGGGAGAUGGAUGUCAUGGGGUCAACAUCCAGAGUGCGCAGUGCCCUGAGGAAUGCUUUGCUCUCAAUCAGUGCCUUCUUCCUGGCCAAUGUUCGAGCAUCUGAGUCACAUCCCAACGAAGCUGUCAAGUGGGUGGAGGAGGCGAUGCAGUACAGAUAUAAUGCCAUCGGGCUGCUGAAACAGGCAGUUGAGAGUGACCUAUAUUCAGGAGGAAAGCCUAAGUAUAAGGAGUACCUUGCCACCAUGCUAUCAAUGAUCACGAUCAAUGUGAGUUGGCAGCUAUUUUGA
Colletotrichum chrysophilum is the source of this 423-nucleotide messenger RNA. RefSeq lists its product as uncharacterized. The record is from RefSeq and is a predicted model, not a curated record. The coding region runs from base 1 to 423 and encodes 140 amino acids. NCBI's taxonomy places the organism in Eukaryota, Fungi, Ascomycota, Sordariomycetes, Glomerellales, Glomerellaceae. The transcript has a single exon.